CUAUCAGUGGGAACACUACCCCGGGGGGGGGCUAUCAGAGGGGAACACUACCCCGGGGGGCUAUCAGAAGGGAACACUACCCCGGGGGGCUAUCAGAAGGGAACACUACCCCGGGGGGGCUAUCAGAAGGGAACACUACCCCGGGGGGGCUAUCAGAAGGGAACACUACCCCGGGGGGGCUAUCGGAGGGGAACACUAACCCUGGGGGCUAUCAGAGGGAACAAUAAAGGAAAUAUGUCUUCAGAGACUCAAUAAGGAUUAGCAGAGCCUCAGUGGAAAUAUGAAUAUCACUAGACCACGGAUACAAUAAGGACCAGAAGAGCGUUAAAGAGCAAAGUGCCCCAAGGGGGCAGUGCUAAUUACCAGAUCCAGUGGGGAAGACUUGAAGGAAAACACCUAUCCCUGGUGUAACAGGCACACAGUUGGGGCAGCCUUUCCAGGGGGCACAAGUAGGAAUGUACCCUCAAUGCCACUCCUGUGGGCUUUAGCCCUACCUGAAUAACACCUUUAGCGCCCUGUCUCCCCUGCCCAGGCAGACCUGGCAUCAUGCCCGUGAGGAAUAGGUACAACUUGGUGGAUGAUGGAUCUGACUCCAGGGUUCCCCUGCACAACGAUGAAGCCUUCCAGCAUGGUAUCCACUUCCAAGCAAAGUAUAUUGGCAGUUUGGAUGUGCCUAGACCUAACAGUCGAGUUGAAAUCGUCGCAGCAAUGAGAAGAAUUAGGUAUGAAUUUAAAGCUAAGAAUAUUAAGAAAAAAAAAGUGAGCAUCACUGUGUCUGUGGAUGGGGUGAAGGUUGCAAUGAGGAAGAAGCAAAAGAGAAAGGGAUUGACCUGGGAUGAGAGCAGAAUGCUGGUGAUGCAGGAUCCAGUCUACAGAAUAUUUUAUGUCUCCCAUGACUCUCAAGACUUAAAGAUCUUUAGCUACAUUGCAAGAGAUGGAACUAGCAACACAUUCAAGUGCAAUGUGUUCAAAUCCAAAAAGAAGAGCCAAGCCAUGCAGAUCGUCAGGACUGUUGGUCAGGCUUUUGAAGUGUGCCACAAAAUGAGCUUGCAACAUGCCCAGCAAAAUGCAGAUGGACAGGCAGAUGGGGCCAGUGACAAAUCUAUGGAAGAGCAGCACUUGGAAGCUCGACAGUUGACAGGAGAAGAAAAUAACGAUGCUGAAGAAGCUGACGCCAGUCUCAAGAGAAUAACCCUCAGUGAUAAGGGGGACAGUGAGUGCAGCACUCCAGCAACUGAAUUAGGUCUCAUCAAGUCUGCACAAGCAGUGAAGGAGCAGAGCAGUCAGGAUAUAGAAAACAACUCAAUUUAUUCAUCAGUGUCUCAGAAGCUCCGAACGUCCAUCAGUGACUGCAGCGUCUCAGCUCUCACCCCUCUGGCAUCUCAGCAUCGUCUGCAGCUUCUACAGCACCAGCUCCUGCAGCAACAACAGCAAACGCAAGUGGCUGUAGCACAGGUGCAGUUGCUGAAAGACCAACUUGCUGCUGAAACUGCUGCCCGGAUAGAAUCCCAGGCCCGGGUCCGACAGCUACUACUGACCAACAGAGACUUGUUACAGCACAUAUCUCUGCUAGUGACGCAGCUAAAGGAGCUGGAGAACAGAUCUGACCACAAACAGGAAGUUAGCAACAAAAUUGCCAAGUCACUGUCCCUCAGUUUAAAGAACUUGUACAGUUUGGAAGUGAAGCUGCCCUCAACGUCUACACCAGCAAAUCUCCAGAGCAACACCACUACAACCCGCAUCCUUAAUGGAAAUAACAUCGGCGAGUCCUACCUAAAUCUUCUGAACUUGAGCAAUGGUAACAUCAACAAACACACAGAGACUUCAGGUGCGAAAGAUGACAAUGACAGAAAAGCUGAGGGUUCGGAGGUCAUUGAGGUCAUUGCAGAAACAUUGAACCUGACCAAGACUGAAGAUCAUAAAGAUGAGCAGACAAAGAUAAUUCCCUCAAUUCCAAAACUGAUACCACCACCUCCUAUCACCAGGAAAAGGUCAUCCAAGAUACUGCCCACCCAAGUAACAGAAUCCAUUUCAUCUGAAUGCACGACCCUUACAACUCCCACUAGCGUCAACCUUACUAGCUUUACCACCAUCACUUCCUGUUCCAUUACCCCCAGCGAGUUUGAUCCAGAGGAAAAAAGUCCGUCCUUCAGAAACUCUUACUUCCCUUGCUUUGAAAAUAAAGAUCUUUCCCCAAUAAAGGAGAUGGCGCAGUUAUCAUUUCAUCAGGAAUCCGUUGAAGAGAAUAGAUUCUUUCAUUCCAUGACGAGCAGUUAUGACAAUUUGGAGGACACGCCAACAAUUUUGGCUGAUACGUCCCUCUGCAAUGGUUUGGCGAAGCAGUUAGGCCCUGAAAACACUUUACCCUUUUCUACAGCAAACGACACCUGUUUGCAUAUUAGCUUUUCUGAUGAUGAUUUCUCUCAUUUGGGCCCCGAGGACCACUUGGGAGUACAGAAGCAGUGGCGCCUAAUUAAAAAUGGAAACUGAAAGAUUACGUGGCAAGCUUUUCAGUGUCCAUUCAUAGAGCUCUUUUUUUUCAGUUAGGAACAUUAUUUAAGGAUUACCAUUUCUUAAGGAAUGUUAUGCACAGGUCUGAAUUACUCCAAAAUGGGAGACGUUUUUUUAGAAUUAAACACAAGUAUGCCUUUCAUUUAGACUGUGAAGUGUCUCUUUAAAAGAUGUUCCACAAGAACAAUAUUGUUGUCUAUUAUUUAACACUAAAUCAAGAGAUGUUCUGACCUGAAGAAAAGACUUUCAGGAAGUAAAAAUAUACUUCUAAACACUAAAGUCUGCAUAUGAUAAAUACGGUUUUAUGUCAAAUUGACACACCGCGAAUGUGCACCUAAAUACUUUUUGUUACGAGCAAUCUAACCCAUUUAAGUUAUUUUUAUGAGGCAUGGUUGCCCGUUUGAUGGAUUCCAAGAGAACGUAAAAAUUCCCCAGUGCUGUUGAGUGCUCCUCGGUACAAAUAGCAUAACAGGAGAUUUAUCGCUCAGCAAAACACUGGCGGCCAGUACGCCUGGUCAUAUAUUCUUUAUAGAACAAAUGAUAUGAAUUAGAUCAUUUCUGUCUGGCAUCUAUAUGUUUAUUUUUUAAAUAAUCUGUACCAAUCGCAGUUCUAUUAAGCUGUAUAUUUACUCAGCAUUCAAAUCAUUAAACACUGGAAAUUAUAAAUGUAUUUGCAAAAAGAUUGUGUUCAGAAAUGAAAAGUAGCCUAAAAAUAUAGGACUUUUAGCUUAAAGGGGUAAUGGUUAAACUAAUCUAAUGUAUAUGUGUUCACAGCUAAAUGUAAUUGUGCCCUGAUCAGAGGGAAAACAAAAUAUGAUCAUUUUAUCAUGAAGCAAUCAUAUUUGUGCUAACGAUUUGUCUAUUAUAACACUAGAAUAUUCA
This is a messenger RNA of Bombina bombina (fire-bellied toad), 3393 nucleotides long. Its product is annotated as carboxyl-terminal PDZ ligand of neuronal nitric oxide synthase protein. The transcript is spliced from 11 exons. Gene Ontology annotation, molecular function: nitric-oxide synthase binding. The coding region runs from base 547 to 2490 and encodes 647 amino acids. The record is from RefSeq and is a predicted model, not a curated record. NCBI's taxonomy places the organism in Eukaryota, Metazoa, Chordata, Amphibia, Anura, Bombinatoridae.